AUGUUAUUGUUGUUCGGUGCUGGGAUAUGUUUGAAGUACGCCAGUGACGUGUGUAGUGCUGAUGGGAGACACGAUAUUGGUUGGUUGGUUACGACGAAGGUAGCGGAAUUGGAAUUAUCGCCGUUCUACGACUAUCAUCUUCCGCAGUGGUUUCCAACUCAUGCAUGGACUGUUCUGGUACUACUAGUGGGUCCGAGGAGUGUUCCGUUAUCAAUGGUUCAUGAUGGGAAAAUACGCGAACGGCACGUAUUAAUAGUUCAUGCGCGAAAUAUAUACGGUUUUUCUCGAGACAAAAUGAAGAUGUUUGAGUAUGCAAAUCGGGUGAAAUGCCCCAUAUGGAUACCCUGUUUUCUGUUUCUGAAUACUAUAGCAAUGGUCAUCGGUGGUUAG
This is a messenger RNA of Brugia malayi, 390 nucleotides long. RefSeq lists its product as uncharacterized. The coding region runs from base 1 to 390 and encodes 129 amino acids. The transcript is spliced from 2 exons. The record is from RefSeq and is a predicted model, not a curated record. Lineage: Eukaryota; Metazoa; Nematoda; Chromadorea; Rhabditida; Onchocercidae.